CAGGGGACUUCGAGGCUACAAAACAAUCUAAUCUGCUACAUCAUCCAUCGUUAAUUUCCUCUGUAAGCUACAAAAUGCCCCGCCGAAACCAACCUCGACAACCUGCAUCUCAAGCAUCUCAACCAUCUCAACCCUCUGUCUCUUCGUCUCGACAAAACGAUGCUUUACAGGAAUUUCAAGCAAGGAGAGUACAGAGGAGAUUGGAUGACCUCGAAAGAACAAAUCCUACAGAUAUUCCAGCCUCGUCUUUUGUCCCGGCUGAAUCAUCGCAAACACCGGCCCCAGGACCGUUACAACAACUUCCAGCAAGGAAAAAGCAAACGGCAAAUGUCAGACGGAUCCUAUAUAACAAGAAGAGCUUGAAAGACUGGUUAGACGAGCUUCCUGCCGAACCAGUUCCACCAUAUUUAUCUGCAAUUGCUCCCGCGCCUUCAAUUCCGCCUAGGCGGAUAUGUUCCUCAUGUGGGUAUUUUGGGGCAUACAAAUGCUCCAGAUGCGCUGAAUGGAGCUGCGAUAGGGUUUGCAUGGAAGUACACGAAAGAGAUGGAGGAUGCGGAAUCGGGAGAUAGUCUACAUCAGGGCAAGGACAGUAUAAUACUACGAGAUGGUAUGUUGUAUCAGUAUCGCAUGAUUGAUGCCAUCGGGAAAUCAGGAAAUGAUAUAACAACUAAGGGCUCACGGCGUGCACUGAGCCGUACAGAGCGGUUGAUGUGGUGCCGACCUUUUCAGUCCAUCUCUCGAAUGUCAUUAUCAUUCUGCACCGAAAAUUUCAAAGUCAAUGCUCGCGAUGUUAUCCUUGUCAUUCAAGCUUACUGAAUUGAAAGAAGGGUCGUAGUCCUUAUCACACACGCCAUCUUUCAGACGCUGCAAAUCGUAACACUCGAAAACAAUCUCGCUAGCCAUACUACCACUGAUGAAUGGGGACUUGGGACUGAGGGUGAAGACAAAGUGGGAGUUUGAGGCCACAGAGCUUGUCAAAAUAAGGUGGCACUGAUUAAUGAUCAGCCUUCUCAGCCCACCAUCAAUCCAGGAAAGACUUGCUUGUAGGCUCCAAACAUCGAGACUUGCAUCACCAUCAUCAUUAAUCGCCUUCUCAGAGAUCUUCCACUCAUGUUCGAUUACAUCACCCUCCCAAAUUUGCAAUCCUAUCGUACCCGGUCCAGCCAAGGCGCUUGGUUCUGAAUCAUCCGGAUUGGAAAAGUUGGACAACAUCGAAGUGUAGAUGGGGAUAUUGAUGGAAACGAUGACAGAAGUCGGUUCGCGCUUGGGAGGUGCGGCGGUAGAGUUGAGAAGGACGUUGUUGCGAACUGUCGGGAGGGCGAGAGAGGGGAUGAGGAAAGACAAAAGAGUGAAGAUUGUGAGGAGGGCGAACAUCUUUUGAUGACGACGGAUGUUGUGGAGUGGAUUGGAGUUGGUUAUGGGGAUGAGGGGUUGUGAAGGCGAUAGUUGGAUUACCAGCAUCAUCUUUCUAAGAUACUGUCCGAUACGGAUAGAUGAAAGCCUCACAAUGGUACGUAGCUCAUUGGUGUCAAGUCAUGUUAGGGGGCACAGAAAGGAUUGCUGGCAGAUUUUCCUUUGGUGGGGUCUUACCCCUCUGUCAUCCGACAUCGACUCUGCCGGCUUAGAAGGUCCUUUGCGAUUUGCAAUACUACAUCCGCACAGUAGCAGGUACAUAUCAAUUUCGACAUCCGACACGUUUGAUUUGUUACUCUUAUCCUUUUUGUCUCAAUGCAGAAUAUUCUCG
Messenger RNA from Cryptococcus deneoformans JEC21, 1744 nucleotides. Its product is annotated as expressed protein. The transcript has 4 exons. Gene Ontology annotation, biological process: chromatin remodeling. NCBI's taxonomy places the organism in Eukaryota, Fungi, Basidiomycota, Tremellomycetes, Tremellales, Cryptococcaceae. Gene Ontology annotation, molecular function: nucleosome binding. Gene Ontology annotation, cellular component: Swr1 complex. The record is from RefSeq and is a predicted model, not a curated record. The coding region runs from base 75 to 569 and encodes 164 amino acids.